Penicillium nucicola is the source of this 1800-nucleotide messenger RNA. RefSeq names its product Ytp1 family protein. Lineage: Eukaryota; Fungi; Ascomycota; Eurotiomycetes; Eurotiales; Aspergillaceae. The record is from RefSeq and is a predicted model, not a curated record. The transcript has 3 exons. The coding region runs from base 1 to 1800 and encodes 599 amino acids.
AUGCAGCCAUUUUCUACCCAUAUUUCAUUUGCAGCACUUUUCUUCGCGUCGUUUGCGAUUGCGCACGGCGAAGAUGGAUCGAUGGACAUGGACAUGGGUAUGAGCAUGCCUAUGCAAACAGCUCAUAGUACAGCUUCGUCAACACCAGUCAUCCCAUUGAAUAGUCACUGUGAGAGUCCCAUGAGCUACUUCGCUUGUGGCAAGCACUCCAGUACCAUCAUGGCGCAUAUUGCGCUCAUGGUCGUGGCCUGGUGCUUUGUGCUCCCUGCAGCGGUUAUGCUCAGCAUCGCGCGCUCGCGACUUGCGCUGCCGUCGCAAUUCCUGUUCCUGGUCUUAAGUGCUGUCGGUCUGCUCUUCGGAAUGAUCUAUAAAAGUCAAACACCGGAUCUGUAUGAGAACAAUGCUCAUGGAAAGAUUGGCUGGAUUGCGACUUGUAUGAUCAGCGCACAGGUCGCCCUAGCCUUGAUUUUCUCGUAUGACGGUCGGGGUGCGUCAAAGUUACAGCCUACUUCCUUUGAGCGCGCAGCAUUAUUGCCUGUCGCUACAAGAGAGCAUGAGAGCCCUGACCCGACUGGUGCAAUUUGUGAGAACCGCUGGUCUCGCGAUAGUGGCCAGGGAACUGACUGCGGCUCAUUCAUCCAGAGUCCCGGGUUGUCAUCUUGCGAAGUCCAAUCUGAGUAUGAGGGUUUUGAUAUACCAGAAGAGUCUCCAGUGGAUUCAUCAGAGGUUUCUGGUCUACGUGCUUGGCUCUGUCGCUCCGUUUUCGGUCGCCUUGUCUCGAGACGCGCACCUAGUAUAGACUCGAACUGUAUCCUGUGUAUUAUCAACGGCGCGCAAAAUUUGAUUGGCCGUAUUAUCCUGCCUGUUGGCUUUGUCGCCAUUGUGACAGGCGCGGUCACCUACGGGGGUAUUUUCCGUGGCAAGGACAUAUUCAACGGCCUGGCGCAUUUCAUCAAGGGUGGGAUCUUCUUCUGGUAUGGAAUUCUCACCCUCGGGCGCUUUAUCGGAGCAUGGGCGGAUUUAGGUUGGGCUUGGAACAAGAAGCCCCCGGCGUCAAUUGUCGGUUGGAAGGCUAAGGUUCCGUCUGGCGAGUUUGUCGAGUCCUUUGUGAUCUGGUUAUAUGGUAUCACCAACGUCUUCCUGGAGCAUCUGUCCAACCCGGGCGGCGAAUGGUCUGCGGCUGAUAUGGAGCAUGUCUCCAUCUCCAUCAUGUUUUUCGGCGGUGGGUUGGUUGGCAUGCUGUUCGAGUCCCGCCGUAUUCGCGACACGCUCAACGAUACUAUCCUCCGGCCCCCUCCCCACGGCUCUCGCAACGAAAAGCGGCAGCCUCCUAAGUCGCAGGGCGUGCCACUUAACCCGAUGCCGGCACUUAUCAUCCUACUUUUAGGCUUGAUGAUGGGAUCGCAUCACCAGGACAGCAUGAAAUCGACUAUGGUCCACAAGCAGUGGGGGAACUUGCUGGUCGGCUUUGCGCUUGCUCGUGGAAUGACUUAUGUCUUGCUCUUCUUGCGCCCCCAGAACUCCUACCUCCCUGCUCGGCCGCCGACGGAGAUCGUGUCUGGCUUCUGUCUCAUCGCUGGCGGAUUGAUCUUCAUGCUGAGUACCCGCAACGUCAUUGAAGCUAUGGAAUUCUAUGAACUGGAUGCUAUGUUCACCUUUACCGUUGCCAUGGGCUUCACAGCUUUCAUCAUGUCUCUGGUGGUCCUGAACAUCGCACUCAAGGCAUGGGCAGUACAGCGCGAACAACGGCCGCAGCGUAACGCAAGCUUCGUCUUGGAAAGUCAGAAUACAUUCUUUUAG